This is a messenger RNA of Procambarus clarkii (red swamp crayfish), 4730 nucleotides long. RefSeq lists its product as uncharacterized. Gene Ontology annotation, molecular function: DNA-binding transcription factor activity. NCBI's taxonomy places the organism in Eukaryota, Metazoa, Arthropoda, Malacostraca, Decapoda, Cambaridae. The record is from RefSeq and is a predicted model, not a curated record.
AGCGAUGAUCCGACGCCUUCCACACAACAUCCGCCGCUGCCAAGAAGGUUUUAUCAGAUUUCAUGAAUUGCACUCAUAUGUUUAUUUUCAUCAUCCUCGCACACACAGGCGACCUCGACAACUUAGAAGCUCUGUCAAAUUAUGAAGAUUGAUGCGCUACUGUGAGUGAGGCGUCUUCCAGCAUCACCACUCGUGCCCUCUUGGGGCAGGAAAAUCCUUCAUGUAAACUGCAUCAAUCGUAUUGUAAAGAAGAUGAAUACUGUACUAAUUUGCAUGUAUCAAUAUCUAUAGACUACGAAGAUGCUUAUGGGUUGUGACUCGUCAUCUCUCUGACUGCGGUAUUUCACCAUCAGGGGACUAUUCUCUCGCCGUCUUCUGCACAUUUGGACUGGCAGGGCACAGCUUAGUCCCGUCGCUGCCCUUCAUACCAACAACAACAACAAUAACAAACACCUUCAUGAAGACAUUUUGGAUACUACCAAGAGUUUACAGGAGAACAGAUCUUUAACGUAAAGUGCACCCAUCAUACCUAAGAGCUGAACUCCAAGGAACAUCACUCAAGUGUUAACUUGAGCAUCAACAGUGGGGGGCUUCACCCCCCCAUACCUUCACUAUUGUGGUCCUCGGGGGGGGGGGGGUGGACCUGUAAGCUGCACUUAUCACAACCAAGAAGUGAAUAAUGAUGUAAAUGGUACAUGUAGAGAUAUAAGGUGGCUAAGUGUUAUCAUUAACCAUGUCUAACCUAGACACGGCUACAGAUAAUAUGACAGAUUGUGAAAUGGAAGAGUGUUUUAUGGACAGUCAGGUUACAUGUAAUGAGAAUUUUCCCAAAAAUGAAAUUAUAGUGAAUUUGAAGCUCGACAAAGAAUUGUCAAAGGAAAAUAGUUACAUAUGUAGAGAGAAAAAUCAAAGUAUCUGUAAUAUUCAUGAGUGCAAAGAAAUAGAUAGAGGCGAGAUGAUUUGUACCCAAGAUAUAACAAAAUCUGAAUCCACUGAAUACCACCAGGAAAAUUCAGUUAAUACAAGGAAUUACUCGAGGAGUAGUACAAAAGGUAAUGAAGAUCAUGAAAAUUAUUGCACUGAAAGAAAAGGAACUGAGCCUGAAUGUGAGUCAAUUUGUAUUCAUCCGGAUCCAGAGUUAAUGAGUCUACCUUUGCAGUUGAAGCAUGAGAUUGAUGAUACUGAACUUCCUCAUGAAGUAAUUGAUUCUGCACCAGAUUCUGUGAUUAUGAUUGUUCAGCCUAAUGGUAAAACCAAGUAUUUGAAAGCUCAGUCUAGUAUCAAAGUUACCCACCUCAAGCAAGAGAAAGAGAUACAGCCAUACUCUGAAGAAAUGGAUAGUAUGCUUCAAACAGAUUUAUUAAAUGUAAAACAAAAUAAUACAGAUAAGGAUAGCCAAACUAAUUUUGAAAAUAAAUGUGUGCGGCCAAGACGGCAGCUUAAGUAUAAGUGUGAGAAUUGUGAUCGUGAAUUUUCACAUAUGCGGUCCUUAGAAUCCCACAGUAGAAUAUGUAGUAAAGUCAACAAGCUAAGAAAAACACAGUGCAUCCAUCCAUCAUGUUCGAAGAAAUUCUUCCAUAAAUUUCGAAUGAUUGAGCAUUAUGAAAAGGAUCACACUGGUGAAGCUGGGCCAGAACUAAAAGCAAAUUCUAACUUUAUUAAUCCUGAAUAUAUAUGUUGUAAUUGUGAACAUGUGUUUACCAAUCUGUCGGUGUUACAUUCACAUGAAAAAAACUGUGGUAAAUCAGUCUUUCUAAAGAGUCAUUGCAGUAAACUUGACAAUUUGAGGAAAAUAAUGUGUAUGCAUCCUUCUUGUAAGAAGCAAUUUUCUCAAAAGUCUAGUAUGAUGCAUCAUCUGAAGGAGGAGCAUCCAAAUAUGAUGCCACUAAUAGAGGCUGCCCCAAAUUACAGUUGUCAAAACUGUCUUCGCACUUUCCCCUAUUUAUCAAGUUUCUUAACACAUGAAAAAUCUUGUGGAAACCGAAGCAAAGUCAAGAAAACGCCAUGCAUUCAUCCACUUUGUAAAAGGGAAUUUUUCCAUAAGUGUAGACUUAUUCAGCAUGUUGAAGAAGAUCAUCCUGAGAUGGAAUAUGUAGAACCUGUGAAAGAUACAAGCUUCAAGUGUCCUAAAUGUGACCGAGAAUAUUCUCAUGAGCGAAGUCUAAAGUCUCAUACACAUACAUGUGGCAAAAGAGGAAAAUUAAGGAAAACACAGUGUCUUCAUUCUGCAUGUACAAAAGAAUUUUUCCAUAAAUCUAGGAUGUUACAGCAUGUCAGGAAGGAUCAUCCAGAUAUAGAAGGACCCAAACCUGACAACGAACAUGGUUUCAAGUGUCAAAACUGUGAUACAGUAUAUGGUCAUUUGCGAAGUUUAGAGAGACACAUGGAAUCAUGUGGAGUUCAAGGGAAGCUGAAAAAAACUAAGUGUAUUCAUCCAUCAUGUGAAAAAAGAUUUUUUCAUAUUUCUUCUAUGAUGAAGCACAUGGAGAGUGAUCACACAGACAUGGAAGUUAAUGUAAUAGAAAAGCAUUUCACUUCUCUUACCGAAUUCAAACUUUGGAAGGAAGAUGAAGAAGUAAAAUCAUUUUCGUACUUCAGCACAAGACAUAGUGUAACAUCCAAUGAUGGGAAAGCAUACCUAUGUUUUGUUUGCCAGUACAAUGGCCCAGAUAGGUAUUCAGAUGCACCCAGUGAUACAGGAAGAGUUUCCUUAAGAAGGUGGAGGACCGGACGAGUGAAAACUGGAAUCAUUUGCCCUGCAAGGAUGUUGGUGAAGGAGUGUCAUGAUGGCUCUGUUUCAGUUAAGUAUGUUAAAACUCAUAACCAUGAAAUUAAUAAGAAAAAUGUAACAUUUCCACCACCUGCCCAAAGAACAUUUAGAAAAUAUCAUUUGUGUAUGAGAGAAGCAAAUAAGAAAGCUGAAUAUAAUGCUGCAGAUAGUGUUAAUGAAAAAGUUAAAAUAGGUAGUGAAGAUACAUUGGAGGCAACACAAGUUUCUGUUGAGAAUGACAUGGUUAGUGGAGAAAUGAUUGCAGAAGCAGUAAUGGGAACUGGUUAUUUUGAUUAUAUGGUCAAACCCAAUUGUGGCUAUGUUCAUACUUUGGAAAAGGCAAAUGAAACUGUAAGACUGUUUCAGCAGAGGACGUCAUCUCGUUUCAUCUGCUACAAGGUGCAGCGUAGUUUUGGAAGAGAAGGUUGGUGUGCUGUGAAUCGUAAAAUUUUGUGGCAACAUGAAGAACUAAGAGAAAAUACGCUACCAGAGUUUGAUGGUGUUCCCUACAUACUUAAUGGUACAAAAGUAAUGGAGUGUCAGUAUGGUGUCAACAGAAGUGCCUACCAAAAGAAACAUAGGCCUAAUUUUGAGAGAAGAAAGAAUGUGCUAGUGAAAGAAGAGGAGUCUUGUGGUCAUGUAUCGAAGAAAGUUGAUUGUCCUGCCAAAAUUUUCCUUAAAGAUGUUAUAAAAUUUCCUGACUUCAAGGUGCAGAUAAAUUCUCGACAAGAAAUAAAAGUAAAAUCAAAUCUGCUGCGUUUAGCACUCAAUGAUGGUCGAGCAGAAGGUGAACGAAGAAUAUACAUUCAACUUCCAAAGGACUCGGAACAUUGCAAUCAUGAAAAAGAACCAGUUGGCAAGACCCGGAAGUCUCGAAGCAGUAGAUUGUCACUUCAUCCCUUCUGGGAUACAUACCUAAGUGAAAUAAAUUUUCUGCAAACAUUUAGGGUUACAAAACCUUUGUUUCAGUUCCUAGUUGAUGAAUGGCAGAAAGAAGAAAUGAUCCAACAAGACAGUGCUGGAUUUACCUCAUCGGAAAAAGAGCCAUUAGACAACCAAGUAUUAGCAGCUCUCUAUUAUCUUGGAUCUACUGAAAGUUUGGCUUCAGCCAGUGCCAAGUUUAAAGUGAAGGCUUCUAGAUACUUUGAUGUUGUUUUGAAGUUUGCUGAUUUCCUCCUCAGCCAAUGUGAUAAAUACUUAAAAUGGCCUCCAGUUGAAGAAAGAGUACAGAUUGCGGAGAUUAUUAAGCAAGACUGCGGGUUUCCUGGAGUGUUUGGUGCCAUUGAUGCAUCCCUGAUUCAUUUGAUAUCACCUGUUGUAGACGACAACUGUGCUUUUGUUCUGCAGUUCAUUGUUGACCAUAGACUUGUAUUCCGGGAUAUUCACUUAGAUUCUCCAAAGACAGGAACACGGAUACAGAUUUUCCAGGAUUCAGAGGCCUGGCUAAAGGUUCAAAGUCUUACAAGUGCAGAGACACACUUGGUUGCUCCUGCUGUAUACCCCCUGGCACCAGCCCUCAUGACUCCACACAUGACACAAAUGUUGUCAUACCAGGAGGCAUUAUACAACGAGAAUCACCAGGAAGCUCACAAAUUGACUACCAAUGCGAUGACAGUUUUCAAAUCUAGAUUCAGGCGGAUGCAGAUGAUUGAUGGGCCUGCAGAAGCUAGUGGAAAAUUUGUGAAAGCUACCUGUGUUCUCCACAAUAUUGCUCUUAUGAAUGAAAAUGAAACAGUACUGAAUGACUUAGGGUUAGAAUAUAACAGUGAAUUGGAUGAAGAAGGUUGGCACACAGUGGGUAUGGAAGAAGUUGUUGCAGAGAUUGGUAUUCUUGGUGGAGAAGAGAAAAGACUUUACCUUACUACUGUAAUGACCACCCGAUGAUUCUAUAUGCUUUGUAAUGGCUCUAAUGUGGGUGAAAAUAUCAGUAUAAAUUGAAUAAUAAAAAUAUUGUUUUUAA